This is a messenger RNA of Melanaphis sacchari, 3658 nucleotides long. RefSeq lists its product as uncharacterized. The record is from RefSeq and is a predicted model, not a curated record. The transcript has 3 exons. The coding region runs from base 428 to 2626 and encodes 732 amino acids. NCBI's taxonomy places the organism in Eukaryota, Metazoa, Arthropoda, Insecta, Hemiptera, Aphididae.
CGACCACCACUCCGUCGUCAGUCUACGGGACACACCGUUCGCAUUCGCGUCUCGUUUUGUGCGGUAGGUUUCUUGUUAUAUUAUUACACACUCGUCACGUUUUCGUGUCGCGUUUCGCGUGUGCCGAACACACCACGCAGUACGAAGGUCGUAUACCUCUAUUAUCGUCGUCGCGAACCGCGUUUCGGAUAAGUAUACACGGGAUUUCACUAGGUACUCGCGACCCGUGAUGUGAAUGACGGUCGCCGGUAAACGUCGUCUAAUCGCGUUACAGGGAAUGUGACAUAUUUAUUAAACCGUUGCGGGCGCACACACUAACAUACAAACGAAACAGUGGACACGACGCAUCGUUCGAUCACCGGUCUUGCGAAGAGUAAUAGGUAAUUGAUCGUCGAAGUGUAGUACGCAAGGUCCGUCGAUCGCCACCAUGAGUAUGAUGAUGAUGAUGAGACCAUCCGACUCGACACCCAUCUGCCGGUGUCGGGUCCUGUAUCUGGGUUCGGCCGUACCACAUAUUACUAAGGACGGUCUGCAGGGUAUACAGGAACCGCUCAAGGAGUUGUACCCGGAGCAGGGAGCCUUGGGCGCCCGCGGCAUUGACUCUUGGCUAAGCGUUUGGAGCAAUGGUUUGCUGCUGGAAAACGUAGACGAGAAUCACAAAAAGAUCACUCGGUUCUUCCCGAUUGAGUCACUGCAUUACUGUGCUGCGGUCCGAUUCGUCCUGGUGCCCGAAAAAUCAAACGGGUCAUCCCAGCCGCGAUUCUUGCCAUUGGACUCUCCGUUCGCCCGGUCCCCGAACCCAAACCAUCCACCACUGUUCGCAGCUAUACUACGCCGGACUUCCGGCAUCAAGGUGCUCGAGUGUCACACAUUUAUAUGCAAACGUGAGAUGGCCGCCAACGCGCUGGUUCGGUGUUGUUUCCACGCUUACGCUGAUUCGUCGUACGCCAAACAAUCGGAAAAUGGUGGCACAAAUGGCACCGUUAAUGGUGCUGGCGGUAACAGCAUAUACGGCACUGUGCGAACUAAUAGGUCAGUUGGCAACAACACAAUUGAAAAGGUAGAAGGCUGGCGGCGUAUGACCAACGGUGGAGCGGCGGCUGGAAGCACGCUGACGCUCAACAGUGCACACUCGAAUGGGAUUACCAUGCUGGAGGCGUCCACGAACUCCAUGGACGAUUUGUCCGAAUGCAACGGCGACGAAAACCAUAAAGUGUGGGUUGGCAGCACUAAAGAUAUAUCGGAAAAAGAAGACUUGUACGGCACCAGCAAUACGAUGCGCAGCUCUCGUUCCAGCAGACCCAGGCAACUGGUCGGGGGUGCCCCGCCACCACCACCACCACCGCCACCGGUGAGAGACGACAGUAAUAAAUCAGCAGCCAAAAAGACAAAGGAGAGACCGCGCCGCAAGAGGACGCCAACCGGUGGAAGUCGCGAAGAUUUGUACGCGCCGUCGAUGAACGGUUCGCUUAUGAGAUCUGUGCACGGCGGCCGAAGUUCAGUAUCGCUCAACGGCACCAUGGCGAGCCGAGGACCACCCAGAGGGUUCAUGCAAUAUCAACAGCCUCCACCACCACCGCCACCUAACCACAUAUAUUCAAAUGGUGGAGGUGGCACCAUGCUCAGGCCCGUUAACGGCUUUCAUCCGCAUUCAUCGCACCACCCACAUCACCAUCAUCCAGGAAUGAUGCAGCAGCAGCCACCACCUCCGCCGCCCAUAAUGAUGGUGCCCACCACGCUGCCUCACCCCAAAAAAAUGCACAAGAUGAAGCCGGGUAUGAUUCCGGUACCCAGACCGGGAAUGAUCCCGGCCAACUAUAUGCCGGUACCUAUGUAUAUGCACACCGGCAAAAAGUCCAAGCACGGCGUGCCUAUGCCAGUACCGAUGGCAAUGGAAGAACCGAUAUACAUGCCGUCUGCCCGGCCGUUGAGUCCGGUCGCGUCUUAUCAACCCGAGCACUUCCCUCAUGAGGCGUACCUGAUGCAGCAGUACGCAAACAGUGUCAAUCACAUGAACAACAAUAAUAACAACGGGCCGGCGCCUAAGACCAAAAAAGGUAAAAAGGACAAGAAAUCCAAGGAUUCGGUUAACGGGAUGAUGCCACCACUGAUGGUGCCACAGUUAAUGGUCAACGGUGGCGCUGGUGGAGGUGGAAUGAUGAUGAUGCAACCGCACCAGCAGCAGCCACUUCAGCAUCCGCCACCGCCGCCACCCGCUGGACCGCCUCAGAUGAACGGACACAGGGUUAAUGGCAAUGGUAUCAUGUCGACUGGUCACGAAGACAUGACGGACGACACGGAGGACUCGGUGUAUAGCACCGGCAUUUACCGGCGAAAGGGUCAUCUCAACGAGCGGGCGUUUUCGUACUCAAUUCGACAGGAGCACCGAUCCCGGUCUUAUGGAUCGCUGGCUAACCUCAAGUUCGCCGCGCCGCCAAUCGUGCCAAACGGUGUGGAUGGGGUACCGAACAAAGUGGAUAUCAAGAAGGAACGGGAGAUCAUGCAAAUGAUGCAGGAUUUGGAGUUGUCCGGUGACGAGCUGGACCGUGCUGAUCAUGUGGUGCACCACCAGAAGCAGAGCAACAAUGUGGCGCACCAUCAGAGGCCCGUCAAGACGAAACGAUAACGACCGCCACCAUAUUAUUAAUGUGUCACAGCUGCGGACCGGAACUACGAUCACUUGCAGGCACACAAUCGGAUUCACUGUCCCGACCGUCGUAGUCGUCAUCGUUACUAAUCAUUUUUACGUUAAUUAUUAUUAUCAUACGGACGGUUUUCGGUACAACGCGAACGGACGUGAAGACUAUAGAACGUGAAGAGGAGGGCUAUGUAAUAUCGCUUAAAUUGCAUCUGCAGUGGCGUAUAAAAUAUUAUGAUCAUUUGAUGAUUUAUACGAAAAGCAUCGUUUUUCGACGAGAGAAUUUGCCGAGCGGACAUACAACGCAUAAGACGUUACACACAACCGUUACUGCUGCAGCCACGAACAGUUUUUUUUUUCUUUUAACGGAUUUAAUAUGUCAUUAAUUAUUUUUAAUUAAUUUUAGUGUAAGAUAUUACCUGUAUUAUUUUAUUCAUAGAAACGAUAAUGAAAAUGAUGUCUUUAACAUACUAUACGUAGCAUAAUAUGUACAUAAUUUAUGUAUCAAUAGCGACCACGUACUUAACGUACAGGUACUAUUUUAUUUUACGUAUAUUUUCGUCAUUACUAAACACUCGUUGGCUUGUUGCCCACGAGUAUCACAAGAAACUAUAAACGCGUGUAUGUGUUAUUGGCUAUUGCAUUGAAUUUUUUUUCACGGUUUCAAUAGAGAAAACGUUUUUUUGUACUAACUAUGAACUCGACCUGUAACACACCAUAAUUUCAGUUUUACGUUAAAUGUAUACUUAAUUAUUAUUAUUAUUUUUAUUUUAUAGAAAAAAAAAACGUCUGACCGACACUGUAUUGUUAUGAAAUUCGUGUUGGAUAGGGGAAAAUGCGAAAAUUUAUAACAUGUACGUUUAGUCUGCCUGACACUUGUUUUAUUUUAUUGGUACAGCUAAUGUCCAUGAAUAGUUUUUCUUGCGCAGGUAUAAAACGUUUUCUUUUGUAAAUAUUAUUAUUAUUAUACGUACUAAAACAUAAAUUUGUUAUUUAAAUACGGUUUUGCUCAAUAAUAUU